Molecule: messenger RNA, 10953 nt
Organism: Zootoca vivipara (common lizard)
Lineage: Eukaryota; Metazoa; Chordata; Lepidosauria; Squamata; Lacertidae
Product: chondroitin sulfate proteoglycan 4-like
Biological process (GO): anatomical structure morphogenesis
Source: RefSeq, a predicted model, not a curated record
CCCCCUACUAAACUCGCCCACGGAGCUUGUAGCCAGGGCUCCUGCAACAAACAGCUGUGGAAGCCUUUGGGAAGCAGAGACGCAAGAGGACAUCAGAGGAGAGAGGGAAAGAAGGAAAGAGGCCCAGAGGCCAGUGUUGCCGUGGCACCCCUAACCAUCAUUCAAGGCACCCCAGGGUGCCUGGCUGAAAACCACUGGUCUAGUGAACAACCCACAGCUGAGAUUGUAACUUUGUCACUUGUUGCUUUCCCAGUAACACUCUGUCCAGCCAUGCAGUAGAGUUUUAUUAUAAGAUGAGGAUGGUGAUUAUAACAAUAGCAACAACAGGUUGCCACCUCUUUUGAUUUAGCUCCCUUUAGAACCAGGCUUGACCUUACAAGAAGAAAAGAUUCCGGGGCUGAGCCCAGGCACAAACCCAAUCCAGAAGUGUAGCCAGUUUGUUCUGGGAAAGACCUGACGAGGAGCACCAUCUCUGCACCGCCCGCCCGGCCCGCUCUCCCCCUUUCCUCGCCCCUCUGCUGUGUAACUUGACCUGAGCAACCAGCAGCAGAGGCGGCAGCUGUCGGCGGGCGGAGCUCCCACUCCCUGGCGCUGCAAGCGGGCGCCGCUCCCAAGGGCCUCCCGUCGCCUGCUCGCCUUUCCCCGGAGACGGGGCGGCAUGGCCCCGGGCUGGGCUUCAGGGAGCGCCCUGCUGCUGCUGCUGCUCUCCGUUAGCCCAGAGGCGCUGGCAGGUAGGUAUCGUUUUACGGCGAAAGCUAUGUGCAUUUAAACAUUGCCGAAUCGUACUCAACAACUUCACUGAAAUUACGUUUUCAAACAAGCAGACCAGAUGGGUUACUUUUUCUCGCUGCAGGAAAAGACAUUUAUCUUUUGGUGGAACUACAUUCCGGAAAUGUGCAGUGGCUCUCCAAGGUCUGAGGCAGGGACAUUCUCCAGCAAGACCACCAGGAGGAGCUGUUGUUGGAGGUGCAGUGCUGUGGAACUACCCUCCCAACACUGGCAUUGCUGCUGCUUACCUGGACUAUGUGGGAAGGAGGCAAGGUAUCAGCAGGGUCCGGGCUAUACAGUAUAAGAGUGCUGGAUUGAUUCUGCCAGUGGGCCAUGCAGCCUGACCUUGCCAUUGCUCUGCUUUGCCCGCACGCCAUUCAGGUGAGAAUCAAUCUUGGAGCAGGAGAACAAGUCCUCCGUUCCCAAGGAAGUUCCCAGCUGAAUGAUUUAAAGCGGCACCUAAUAGAAGUCCAUUGUGAAAGAGAUAAUGUUAUACUUGUGACUAACAAAAAUGAUCAAGCUGCCACAAAAUUGCCCGGUGUCCUGUUUGAACUAAACUUUCAACACGGCCUCUAUGUUGGCGGAAGUGGUGACCUUGAUGUUCCGUACCUCAAUGGCGCACAAACAAAUUUCCGGGGAUGCAUUGAAGAUGUGAUAUUUAACCAGCAUGACAUCCUGUCAUCCCUGAGACCGUCUCCUAGGUUUAAAAAUGUGCACGAAGUGUCACUGGGCUGCAGUGAUGAAUUUUUUGCAGGUGAAGAGGAACCUAUUAGUUUCUUUAGCUCCAAGUCGUAUGUUUCUUUUCCACCUUGGAACACCCAGACUGAAAGAGUCUUUGAGUGUACAGUGCAGACCACAGCUCAGAGAGGCUUGCUGCUGUACAGUUCCGGUCCAGCAGGAGACUUCGUUGGAAUGGAAAUUGAAAAUGGUCUAAUUAAAGCUCAUCUUGGAAAGGGAAAGAACAGAUUUCAGCUUUCUUCCCUUAGCCCUGUCAAUGAUAGCCAGUGGCACUCUGUCAAACUGAAAAUCUCUGCAAAAUAUAUUGAACUCCUGCUAGGCGAGGAAACAGUGAAAAAAUCAUUACCCUCGCACACUAAGCUUCCUGUCCUCAAGGAGGCCUUUUAUAUAGGUGGAGUAAAUGAUAUUAUCCGUGCCACAGUGCUGAAGCUGGGGUUAACCUCACUUUCUGGGAGAUAUGCUCAAGGGGGGUCAUUCAGAGGCUGCUUGAGAGAUUUGAAAAUUAACUCAGAAAGGAAAUCCUUGAAGGAUGUUCUUGUGACUAAGGAUAUUUCACCAGGAUGCAAAACCAAGAGCGCCUUUAGUACAAAUCCUGUUGUAGCGCCUGAAAAACAACCUGUUGGAACAGCAGCUUCCAUGUCUGCUGUCAGUGCCGUAGCAUCCAAACUCCAUGGGAAAGAGAGUCACGGCCACUUUGUAGUUGUAAACAACUUGAUUGUUCCAGAGGGUGGGCAAGCAGCGCUUGAAUCUAAGCACAUUAAAGUCAAUGUCGAAUUCAAGAAAUUAGGGAUUCGGCAGUCGCAAAUCCUUUUUAAAGUUAAAGACCAGCCAUCUCAUGGCUAUUUGAGGUUGGAUGUCGAGUCAGAGCAGGAAGAAUCUACGUUCACCAUGCUAGAUUUAUGGCAAGGCAGAGUUCUGUAUGUCCACGAUGGCUCUGAGGAAAGCUACGACUAUUUCACUUUCUCAGUUUCUACGAGCAGUAAAAAAGAGAUGCCUCCAUAUUUGCAAGGAAACAAGAACUACAUGUUCACCAUUACGGUGAAGCCAAUAAAUGAUGCUCCAGAGCUCACACUCCCCAAUGGGAACUUGUUUCUUCUCCUUGAGCAUUCGAAGAAAUGCCUGGGUGUAGAUUCAAUAAAUAUUUUGGAUGAUGAUACAAGUGCUGCAGAUCUCAGUAUUGCAGUCCUGAAUGCAGAUGCUGGAUUUCUAGAAAAUUCCAAGAUGCCUGGCAAGGCCAUUACUGCCUUUCCUUACAAAGACUUACAAAAUGGCAAUGUUUUCUUUGUCCACUCUGGAGCCAAGAACUCCAGGAUUGUUCUACGAGCGAGUGAUGGGGGGAAAGUCAGCAACACAGUUGUGUUGCGUGUCGUGGCAGUUCCUUUGGAGUAUAAGUUGGUCAACAACACAGGGGUGGAUACACUACAAGGCGAAGCAGCUUUGAUCAGACCCAGUAAUCUAGCCAUCGAAACAAAUGCCUUCCAACAAGAGCUAGAUAUACGAUACGAGAUCACAGAGCCACCCCGUUAUGGAGAAAUUCAGAGACAGCAAGCCGGUGGAGAAUGGAAAGAGGCAAACUCUUUUUCUCAACGCUCCAUUGAACGUGGCCGCGUGAGAUAUGCUUCCACCUUCAAAGAAAUUCUGCAAGAUAAUCCCCUUGAACACUUUAAAUUUAAAGUUAGCAUUGGCAGCAAAAGAAGUGAAGAGUUUCUGUUCCCGGUCACGGUGAAAUGGUUGAGGUACAAUUUAUUGAGACAUGUGCCACUGGUCAUUGACAAAUCAAAGAGGGAGUACCUUAGCUCAGAUCAUCUUCUUGCUGUGAUAGGAAAAGUAGAAGUGCCAGGAAAUGAACUUUUUUACAAAUUGCAGUCCUUGCCCGAGAAAGGAAACCUUCUGCUUUAUAACACACAUUUGCAAAUAAAUUCAACAUUUAGCCAGCAGGACAUUUCUGAUUAUAAUGUAGAAUAUCAGUUAACCGAGAGGCCCCGCGAAGAAACGGAAGACUCGUUUCAGUUCUUAAUUUCUACAAAAUACGUGGAAUCAAAUAUCUAUGAUUUCAAAAUCAGCAUUAAAGCAGACCCACGAAACAUUAUUUUGACGAACAAUGGCCUCACUGUUACUGAGGGUGAAGGGAAACUGAUCACGAAAUCAGAACUAUUUGCACAAACCUUUGCCAAUAAGACCUUCCAGUAUAAAGUUACAAAGAGUCCGUGUCAUGGAAAGUUGAUGCUUAUUAAUCUUUCAGAUUCCCAGGAAAGUAACCAUAACAUCAGCAGUUUCACAGAUCUGGAUAUAGUUGGUAGAUAUCUUAUGUAUGUACACGAUGAUUCUGAGACGCAGUAUGAUGAAAUCCAUAUCACAGCAACUGCCAAGGAGUCGGAGGAACAGGUGAGCUCGGACCCGGAAAUGGAACCCCCUUUAUCGGCAGAGAUCAAAUUUAACAUUUCUGUCCAGCUGAAAAAUGAUGAGAAACCACUUCGUGUCAUAGAUAAGGUAUUUCAUGUUGUUAAGAAUGGAAGGAAACUGCUCACCUUGGCUGACCUUUGCUACCAUGAUCCCGAUACUGAUUUUGAUGAUAACCAGUUAUUGUACACCAGGCGUGGCAUUCCUAAUGGAGACUUGGUUUUUGUCAAUGAAACAUCUCAUAGGCUGUAUCAGUUCAAGCAAGAGGACCUGGCACAAAGGCGAGUCCUGUUUCUGCACCGUGGGGCAGACUACGGACGCUUUGUGCUGUUUGUAACUGAUGGGAAGCACUAUACUUCCUCACUUCUCGAAGUAAGUGCUUCCGACCCUUACGUCCGUCUAGCAAACAACACUGGGUUAUUGAUCCAGAAAGGACGAGAGGGAGUGAUCACUACAGCUAACUUGAGCGCUGCCACGAACCAAGAUAUUAGAAGUGAACACGAAAUUACGUUUGAGGUCUCUUUACCUCCAAAGUAUGGACAGGUCUUGGUAAAUGAUUUAGCAGUGGGCACUUUCAGUCAGCAUGACCUCAAAGUAAGGCGUGUGACGUAUAGACAUGACGAUAGUAACAAUUUGGUUGACACGUUUAACUUUACAGUUUAUGCUCAAGGUGUCCAGUUGGACGCCGAAAUGAACAUCCGUAUAUUCUUGGAAAGUCACCAGCGUCCGCCAGUGAUCGUAAAUAACGGCAGACUUUUGGUUGAGGAAGGGAAACCAGUCAAGAUCACUAAAGGAACAUUGCUGGUUGUGCAUGAAAACAGUUUGCCAUCAGAGAUAGAGUUCAACGUAAGGUCAUCUCCAAUGUAUGGGUACCUUCGGAAGUUUGCAUCAGAGGAAGGCUACCUCGGAGCAGAAGAAAAUCCAGUUUUGUCCUUCACCCAGGAAGAUAUCAGUGAUGGUAACAUCCAAUAUGUGCAGACUGUCUCCGGCCAACUCCAAGACUGGCUUUCCUUGGACGUGACCAAUGGAAUUCGGGGAGUCAGUGGAAUAGAAAUUGCUGUGGACAUCAUUCCAAAAGUGAUCCCAUUAGAAGUACACAACUUCACAGUCACCGAAGGGGGUUCAAAAGUCCUGGAUGAAGAUGUUAUAAAAAUCCCUAAUAGCUAUUUUGCAGGGCUCAAAUGUGAAUUUGGUUUGAUUGAGCCACCGAAACAUGGGAGGAUUGCAAACUCUAACUUUCCUGGAAUGGCACUGGAUAAAUUUACCAGAAAACAGCUAGAACAAGGAUUCAUCUUUUAUAAUCAUGAUGAUAGCGAACAGCUACUUGACAAUUUUACCAUCAUAGCAAACAGCACAGAACUGUGGAAGCAAAGCUUGCCUCAAAUGAUAUUUGUGACUAUUUCACCCAUAAAUGAUGAACCCCCUGUUAUAACACGAAACAAAAUACUUCGGGUCUGGGUAGGAUCAGUCACUGAAAUAACUGUGAAUGACCUCUGUGCAGAAGAUAAAGAUUCUUCUCCCGCAGAACUCUUGUACUCUAUUUCUCCUCCAAGCAAUGGUCACUUGGCACUCAAGUCUUCUCCAAACAAAAGUACCCUUAAUUUUACCCAAGCUCAUAUUGAGGAAGGACAGUUAGUGUUUGUCCAUAAUGGGGCCAUGUCUGGAGGCUUCAAUUUUCAAGUGACAGAUGGUCUAAACUUUGCACCUCGACAAAUUUUUAGCAUCACAGCUCGAACUCUGGUUAUUCGCUUAGAAAAUAACAAUGGACUAGCUGUCUUUCCAGGUUCUAGGAAACCCAUUACAUCUCACCAUCUAAAAGCUGUCACCAAUGAAGUAGCUGAGUCGGAAAACAGAACUAUACUAUUUACUGUCGCAAAAUCCCCGAAACUUGGAAGACUCAUCAGUGUCUCUGGUAACAGCACACACAAUAUUACAAGUUUUACGCAAUCUAUGGUGGAUGGAGGGAUGCUCAUCUACAAGCAUGCAAAUAAGGAGGCAGUUUCUUGGAAUGAACAGGAUUAUUUUACCUUUACAGUCUCCUCCCCACCAGCAGCUCUGGAUCCUCAGGUGUUUCUCAUUAAUAUUUCUUACGAAAUUAAAGGACAUGAUCAGACCACUCAGCUACUUGCAAAUACAGGUGCUGUUGUCCAUGAAGGAGGCAAGGUUUUAAUUGACAGAACUAACCUAGAUGGUUCAAAUUUGCUCUUUAAAUUACCCGAGUCACAGCGUUCUGCAUAUGAAGUAUGGUAUCAAGUUACAUCAUUGCCCCUGCAUGGCAGAAUUGUGGUGGGAGAAAGAAACAUUACUAGGGAGAAACCCAAUUUCUCCCAAUACAUCCUUAACAAAUUUGGAAUCACCUAUAUACACGAUGACUCUGAAUCACUCAUGGACCAGUUUAUUUUUGCUGUGUGGCUAAACCAGAAAGGCAAGUCUGCAGCAAAACCUGAUUCUGGUGUUUUAGAAGAGACAUUUAAUAUCACUGUUGUGCCUGUGAAUGACCACACUCCAGAGCUAAAGACAAAGCAGCUACAUUUGAAUGUAUUACAAGGAGAUACAGCGGUUCUAGGACCAGAAAACCUGAAAGUGGAAGACUUGGAUAACACCCCGGAAGAGAUCAAAUACACUAUCAUAAGCAAUCCCCCAAAUGGCUACCUAGCACUGCAGACUCAUCUCAACGAAUCCAUCAAUGAUUUUACACAAGCUGAUGUCGAUGGUGGCAGAGUCUGGUUUGUGCAAGAUGGAACUUCUUCCUCUGGGGUGUUCUACUUUAGCGUGACAGAUGGAAAACACCGUCCGCUGUACAAGCUGUUUAACCUUGAGGUGACACCCAUGUCUCUCACCUUGGUCAACCUAACAGAGGUGGUGCUUUCACAAGGGCAGAGCAGUGUUCCUAUUACGAAUGUACACCUUUCGGCGACCACAAAUGGGAGAAACGCUGAGAUCAGUUUUGAAGUAACAGAACCCCCCAGAUACGGGCAUUUAUUGAUUGACAGUGAGCGCGUCACCAAGUUUCACCAAGCCGAUUUAUAUGCAGGUAGACUAGUGUAUUGUAUGACGGACCUCACUGCAACUGGAGAUAGGCUGGGAUUCACGGUGUUCACGUUGGACAGUAAUCUAACGGGACAAGCUAUGAACAUCACGAUCCAGCCUCUUGUGCGAACGGCACUUGGCUUGAAUAUUUCAAAUAGGGUGGCUUACAAGCUAAAAGCCAGCGACCUGGAUGCUUUGCAGCUGGCAAACUUGACAAACAGCAACCCCAGGUUUGAAGUGAUGGUGCCUCCAGCUUAUGGGAAACUGCUAAGGAGGUCAUUAAGCAAAUCUAAAAGUGAAGUUGCGUUCACACAGAGCGACAUUGACAAGGGUGCUAUAUUCCUCGAGGCAGAUGCCAAUAUGACAGGGGUUGAUGUAUUAAAUGAUUCCUUCACAUUUGUACUCAGAGCAGACAAAGUGCAGCCUGCCAUGGGCCAGUUUCACUAUGCCAUAGUGGCACAUGAUCCCUCGCUAAUUCAGAUGUUUACACCAGAAGUGCCUCUCUUAACUACUAGUGCAAACAUUUUAAAGACUUACACCGUUACAAAAAAUGAACCCCUGAUUUUUCUAGAGGGUGACGGGCACACUGAAGCACCACGCCACACUCCGUGGCAUAACCAAAAUCACCAGGGGCAUCAAAAUGAUAAAGAAGCAUGGUUUAAUGAGGAGGUUGCAAGGGGCAGAUCUGCCUGGGCUGAGACCACCAUCAAAACAAGCUCCAGAAGCACCUGGAUUCAGCCCCCUCAUAGCAGCAACCGACUGUUCAUCAUUGUACCGCUCGCCGCUGUGGCAGUUCUGUUCAUUGCGAGUGCGGUGGCUGUUUGCGUCUUCCUAAUGUGCCACAAUCCCAAAAAGACCAAGCCUCUCGUUGCAUGCCAGCCACCAGCAGCUCUCAGCAACCCAGACUUUUGCCAGGAAAGGCGUUUGACUGUCCCUGUGGUCACAAUGACACCCCUGCUAGAAGGUGCAGGCAAAACAACCACCUUCCCAUUCAUGGCGGUCAGACAGGAGCAUCUUCAUCCUGUGCCAGUUGCCCCAGCUCCAGCCAAAGAAAGUCUUCUGCAAAGUAGCUGGUCUAGACUUGACCCGGAAAUGAUCCAGCACUGUCGGAAAACCAACCCAACUUUGAAGCGCAAUCAGUAUUGGGUCUAGUGUGCCAUUGCAUCGGCUAUGGAACAUGUGGGCUUCUGCCAUUUUGACACUGGGUUGCUUUUGAUGGUGUGUAUUUAUUUUAGGUUAAAAUAUGCAUUCCCUGGUUGUUGCAUCAUUGGAAGCCCUGGCAGGUCAAGUGAAUCUUAGUGGGCUUUCAGCUAGAUCGGGGUCAGAGAACCUCAGACCCUGGGGCUGAAUGUGGCCAUCCAGGCAACUUUACCUGGCUUCUGGGACUCUUGCUCAACCACCCUCCUUAGCAGUCCUGCUUUGCAUCCUCCCUGAGUCUGUUUGCCUGGCUAGAAUGGGCCACUUCAUCCCACUUUGGGUGGCUUGGCAGUAGUGGGGGAAUAUCUAAGGUGAUGUGCCUACUUCCCAACAUGCCUCAGUGCUAUUCUGCUUGGAGCAGCUCGUAUUUCCAGAAUUAGUGCAUGGAAGAGCUCUUGCAUCAGGGUGAGGAGCCUUUAUUCUGUUGAGUACUGCAUUCUCUCAUGGGUUAACCACCACAUCCUAGGGGUACUUUGGGCUUGAGCCAGAAGCGGGCAGAGUCAGGCCUGAAAUGAGUGAACCUCUCCUUUUCUCUCUCUGCCACCUUUUCUUUUGGUUUCUGCCCCCUCCCUUCUCUCAAUCCCUUUCCCUCUUGCUACCCGCAAAGACUUAAGCAGAGGGUCACAUCCUUGUCUUGCAUAGUAUAGAAAUAGCCGGGGACAGAAGUGUCCUAAAGGCAAAGGUAGUUUAGAGGCUGAGCUUCGGGCUUAACUGAUAAACUGCAAGGAGGGUGUAUUUUGGGGUCUCAGAGCUACCCUAAGUCACAGGGAAUUGGUGCAACAUUCUGUAUAGUUCAUAAGCACUGUGAAGCUUCCAGAUUGGCCAGGCUUUUGCCUUGUCAACAGAUGUUAGAAUGAAGAUGGAGCCCUGAUAUCUAACGUGACUUGCAGGGUUUGCAUCUGCCAUAGUUUGCUGGUUUGGCUGUAAUGGGAAGCUAUGGUUUGCCCCAAACCAGGAAGUUACGAAUCAAGUGGAGCACACGGGGAAGAAGGGUGUGUGCAAACACAGGGCUUUUUCAAGUAUUGCCAAGUAUGGUUUGGUGUGACAGCCAAACCAUAAAUAUCUUAUCAAUCACAUAAUACUUUGUAUCCUUCUAUGCACAUUUGUAGACUUAGGGUUUCAUGGGUAAAAUAUGCAAUUUUUGACUCGAGAGUCUCUAUUUUCAGAAAAGUGUCCAUUUUGGUACUUUUGCAAUCAGCUGGGGAAUGUGUACAAAUGCUUCUAUGCAACAACAAUUUUUAAAAAUCAAACUUGAUACCAGCAGUUUUGCACCCUCUCUCGUAUACCGAGCCUACUUGCUUUCAAAAAGAUGUGGAUAUUCUCCUCCCCCACCAAAAUAAUGGGCCUGGUGCUAAUCUCUACCACAUCCUUUUGACGUUUGCACAAUUGGAAGGCACAAAUUGAAGACAAAACAGUGUCAUUGUGAUUUUUAAAGGUAUUUGUUUAGGCCUGUGAGCAAGGACGCCACAAUUCUCUUGAGCAGAUGAAAUGGAUGGCAUAGGGCAUGUGCUAUAGUGAGCCUUCACUGCUUUGUGUGUUUUUCGUUACAAAUGCUGAACAUAGUUAAAAAAUACAUGCUUCACCUCUCAUCUGUAUAGCAAAUCUGUAUGGCCGUCGGCCAGUCUGCCGCAUUAUCUUUAUGUUUAUGCCUUAGUCUAGAGCAAUAUAUCCUCUUGUAUAUUGCCAAGCCUGGGCCAAAAUUCUGUCUCGAGUUGCACAAAAUAAGAACUGAUUUAGCUUGAAAAGAGGUUCAAUAAGAGCUCUGCAUCAGAACAGCAGAAAUGAAGCGGUUUUGUUGUAUCACAGAAUGUGUUCUUCGGACUACUAUAUGAAGUUGAAACAGAAAUACACUGUAAAACGCAGCAACACACCAUAACUUACCACAAGUCUGUAGAGUCAAGUGUGAGCCACCCGUCACAUACUGCGGUCUGCCAGGGACUUAAUGUCCAGUUUCUCUUGUCCUAGGUUGCCCACAAGAUAUACCUGGUGGUCUGUGUUCAGCUGUUGGGUUAUGAGCUGUGGGCCACUCUGAAAAUUUCAGUUCCCCACAUUUCCUGAUCAGUUUGUGAAUUUUCUUGAGAUUUUUUUUUAAGUUUUCAUGAAAAUUCACCAGCCCUUUAGUGCCAUUUUUUCCCAAUAUGCUUAGUUUUAUAAAGCAAUUUCCCUCAAUAUAAUGCAUUUUUCGUUUGUUAUUUUCACAAAUACAUGCUUUUCUAUGCACCAUAAUGCAUGCGCGCGCGCACACCCACACACACCCAAUCAUUACUUGACAGGUGAACUGCACUGAAAAAAAUUAGAGAAAUGUGAAUUUCAAAGGAUGGCUGAGUUUUAGUUCACAUAUUGUUUUGGAAAGUGCGGAUUAGGUUUGCCUUUAAAGGCAAACUGGAUCAAAUUUCUCCCCCAUCCCUAGUUGUGGGGGCCUGAUGCCAUUCAUGCUUAAAAUCCCACAGAAGACUUUGCUGCACAGUCAGUGCAUUAUUUUAUUCUUGUUUGGUUGAAACUGCAUUGCUGCAAGCUUUCAGUUAUCAUUUCUAAGAAAAAUACGCUUUUUUAAAAAAUUCAGGUAAGCUUUAUUUGAAAUGUUAAGGCGAGUAUUUCUUCUAGAAAUCGUAACUUAAAGUUUGCAACAGUGCAAUGUAGCUACCAAAGGGUCCAACCUUUCCCUCUACUUUAGAUAUUGACAAAAUGUGUGCUAGUUUCAAAAGGUGCAGAAAGGAGAGGUGACUGUGUGUGUGUGUGUGUGUGUGUGUGUGUGUGUGUGUGUGUGAGAGAGAGAGAGAGAGAGAGAGAGAGAGAGAGAGAGAGAGAGAGAGAGAGAGA